UAUUGUGCAGAAUUCUACCGUGUUUGCAAAUUUCACCGCAGUACUAAGCCAAUAUAAAGUUAUGUAUCAUGAUUACAUCUGUUUUUUAGUCCUAUUUAAUUACGCAUUUCGGAUUUUGCUCCCUGAAUAAUGCAAUAUUGGAAUUCAGCAAUGCGAUUAUGACAUGGGCAGCGUGGAGAAUAAAAGUAUCGUUUACAUGCGGUUCUAAAAAUGUGACUAGACGCAUGAAUACCGUCGAGACGCAUUGGUGGCGCUCCUUCUAAAUAUGGAACGGGUGUUAGUCAACGUUUGUGCUGUCCUCUGCGUCGUGUCAGUGGCAGUCCCUACGAUUAUGUAAGAACCCUUGAGGGUGCGCGUCGGCACGUGCAUACGAGGCUGCACGCGGCGGUUCCACGUCGGAAGCACAACGUAGGACGCACGAGCACGACGCAAUCGCGCACGCGGUCGCCGCGCUGGCCGGACACCAGUUUCCUAGCAACACGUUGUUGAUGCCACUGCUGACCCAAUGAAUACAAUAACACAUGAUGGCGCCAAUGCGCGGCGAGCGAGGCGGGUCCCCAGCGCGAGGCGCGCGCGCCUCUCUUCCACUGCCGCGCCGCCUGAUCCGGCAGAUCGCGCGGCACGUCGCUUCCAGCGGCCGCUCGCUACGACGCCUGGAGGUGUCUGGCAGGGUCAUUGACAACUUUGACGACAUUGAGGACGCGUCAGACGACUCCGAUAUGGAACAAUCACAGCCAGCGGUUGCUUGCGGAGGCAACGCCGGCAACCUGCCGCCGGCCGACCACGACGACGAGCUCACCAGUUUGAGCUGGCUCCAAGACAGAAACUUACUUAGAGGUAUAAACUUAACAAAAAAUGGCGUGGAUAUGGAGGACACAAAAAUGAUAGACAACCAAAUCAUUGUGAAGAGAGAAACCAAAACUCCCCCGCCAGUAGCGCGAGUACCGUCCCCUCCGCGCACACCAUGCAAGGCGCCCCCCUCCCCGCCGGUGAACACGCACACCAAGCCGCCGUACUCGUUCUCCUGCCUGAUCUUCAUGGCCAUCGAAGCCGCACCCGCUAGAGCUCUUCCCGUCAAAGAGAUUUAUGCGUGGAUCGUGCGGCACUUUCCGUACUUCCGACACGCGCCCCAGGGCUGGAAAAACAGUGUGCGGCAUAAUCUCUCGCUAAAUAAGUGCUUCCACAAGGUUGCGGCUGCACCGGGUCUUGGUAAAGGCUCACUUUGGACAGUAGACCCGCAGCAUCGUGCUUCAUUACUACAGAAGUCGUCUCCGCAGGCAUUCGGGCGGCAGCCCAUCCCCGCGGCGGGGGAGGUGGAGAUGAGCUCGGGCGGCGAGGCGGCCGAGCCCGAGCGAGCCUCGCCCGAGCGCGGCGAGCGGCCCGAGCGAGGCGAGCGGCCCGCGCGCGCGGCCCUGCUGGCGCGGCGGCUGGCCGAGCCCGAGCCCGGCGCCGACGAGUACCUGGCCGCCGCCACCGUGCUCGCCAUGAAGUACGGGCCCGCCGUGCUCGACCAGUUGCCGCCGGCGGCGCACCUGGUGAUCUCCCGCUGCGCGCGCGACGAGCACUCGUACAGCGGCGGCGAGGAGCGGCGCACGGCCGAGGCGCUGCUGAACCUGGCCGGCGUGCAGCCCGCGCCGCCGGCCCCGCCCGCCCCGCACGCGCCGCCCGCCACGCACGCGCAGCCGGCGCACAGCUAGCCGCGCCCGCGCGCCCGCCGAUAACUCCACGCUUCCAGACUUCGCCGGUAUGGACUUGUAUACUCGUAAGACAUGAUGUGUGUACAGUAACUCUCGUAUCGACGUCGUCGUCUCAGUCUGUACCCAUUACCGUCGCAUUUUAAUUUAUCUUCGGUGUGUGAUACGGACUACAUCAGCGAUGUUACCCCUUCCAACUUAAGGCGUGUUAUCUUAUAUUUAAAUACCUGGUAGAUCAAUUUAUUUUGCGACAAAGACCAGUGCUUGAAAUUAUCAAGAGUUUUCAGAAAUAUUGACGUACUUGCGUUAUGUUAUGCGGUUCUAAAAUACUCUUCCCACAAGAGCACUUCUAUAAAAUAUCCUUCUAAAGUUAUGUAUAAAUUUUUGAAUCUGUGGAAUUUAAUUUUCAAGGAAAAUAAAAUGAAUGGGGCAUAGCCUCUAUAAAUUCAGUGAUUCUAUAUUGACAUAUGAGUUCGUAGAACGACAAAUAUUAUAAAUAAUACAUAUUUGAGAUAUUCUUAUAUGUCUGUUGUCGCAAUUUAUUAAAUAGGCAAGAAAGUUUACCAUUCUCUAGUCCAAUAAAGACAAUCCAUAUAAACAAAUCUCAGUGAGAUACAGAUGUCUUUACUAUAUACAAAUUAUAUUCAAUAUGAAAUAGUUAUUGUGCUUAGGUAAAAGGCUCAUGCUGUCUAGUUAGGACCUGACUAUUUUCUCAUUCAAUGUUUACCGAGUGUACAACAUCACAUUUAUCAUGACGACAUCGACAGGUGUUCGCAAUCCAUGUUGUUAAAAUAAUUACACUUUACAUAAUAGUAGUUACUUAUAGUGAUAGAUGUGAUACUACUGAUACUAUUUAGUAUGAAAUAUUAUUUAAAAAGGAUUGAAAAUAGUUGAAUAGUUACGCCCUUAUGCAUUUAGGUUUUCCCCCAUUUACUAUAGUCAAUCAAUCGUAAUAUAUUAUAAGAAAUAAUUAUUCUUAAAAUAAUUUUAAAAGUGUUGCCGUGUUUCCGUCGAUCAAUAUUGAUUUUAUGCCGAAUGUUGCCAGAAUAAUAUAUGUUUAUUACAUUAAAUAGAGUUGCUAUUGUGCAUAAUUAAAGACGGAAGUGUGGUGCAUUAUAGGUAUUAAGUUAUAAUUAUUCUUUAUUAGUUAAUUACUUUGUUUCGUCUACAUCUAUAAAGAUACUUUAAGGUACAUUUCUCCGGUAAGUUUAAUGUUGAAAAUUGUUGAUUCUAAACUGAGCAAUAUUAAAUGUAUAAAUCUUUAUAAUAUACCUUGUGAUCUGAACAUACAAAUAUGUAUACAGGGCGAUCAAAAUGUAUUUUUAUCUAUAAAAAAUUAUGUUACUCUCAGAAGUGAUAGUACAUGUAUAUACUUACAUUAUAGCAUAUAGUUGCAUUAGCCAUAAGCAAGCCGUAUUUUGUGUUCAUAAACCAAGGGAUCUAUUUCAUACAAUCGCCUCCAGUGUUUACAGAAAACUUAUAUAUCAUAUUGAUAAGGAAAUAUAACAACGUGUCUGUUCGUGAUUAGAUGAAAUAUGUACUCAAACAAUUUUACCAUUGUAUUCACUAGCCAGUAGCCAGUUCCCGUUGUCUCGCAGUUAAGAUUUAGUAAUUAAUGGCAAUCGCCUCAGAAUUAUAGGGAAGUUAAUAAUUGUAACAUUAAUUUUCAAUAUAUAACGUAGCUGCUUCCUCUAUAGCCUAUAACUACCGUACAUAAAUGUCUGUAAGUUAAAUAAAUUUAAAAGUCCUUAUACUAUUUAUUAGAGCUCUAUUUUCAGUACUAUGAAACAAUGACACGAAAAAUUACGCAUGACGUAUGAAAGUUGCUAUUGUAAGCAGCCAAAAAAAAUCAAUACCUCUUAUAUUGGUGUGGUUAAUACGCUAAUAAAUUAUUUACUAGUAUUUUCACACUUAGUAAUGUAUUAUAUACGUGGUAUGAGGCCGUUUUCUCUCAAGUGCCUACUAAAAUGCUUCUAUUCUAUCGUUAGAUAAUUGUAACUGGAGUACGGAGUGUUGUUAGAGGGAUGAGCGCCGGAAUAAAUAUAAUUUGUAAUAGUUAAUGUAAUAUUCAUAAAAUGGGACGUAUUCAUGGAUGUUAACAUACUACUUACAUUUAAUAACACCAAAUAACUAGUGAUAAGUAGGCUGUGACAUACUUAGAAUAUAAUACAUGUCGAUAGAUAAGUCCCUUUAAAUGUCUAGUUCAUACUUAAGAUCCCCACAAUGUGAAACGUCAGUAAAAUCAUAUUUAUCCGGUGCUCUCGGCGACGCCUUGAAAGAAUACACCAAAUAGUGUUUAUUGUGAUAAAACUUCAGUUUAGGCUAAAAUUUGUUUAAAUGUCUCGUAAUAUUAGUUUGGGGUUUUGGUAUAUAAAUAAUAUCCAAUGGUCUCCUUCACCACAGUUUACAAAAAAUGUAUUGAAUGUGAGCAUGUAAAGACACGCAUACGUAAACUUUGGUGUGGGAAUGUCUUGAUAUACAUCUAGUGUAAGCAAUUAUAAUUUUAUUUGAAUUGCUUGAUUAGUACAAUUUCAUUGGAGUUUCGCGGACGUAUUUACGCGUAGGAGUACUAGACUGAUGUAAUGACUGAUUUGUGAUGAAGCAAUAUUAUUUAUUAGUGAAAUUGAUAUAUUUUUCGUUCACACAAACCUGCGGCUUGUUUUUCGCAUGCCGACUGCCGUAACGUGACGGGAUGUGACGUUACAAUGUUUUAGAAUAUGCCAAAUGAAUAUUAUAACUACAAAAAGUUUUAGAAUUUGCUAAUGCAUUUUAGUUGUUUUUUUAUUAAAUAAUCUAAAGUUUGAAAAGAAAACAUGUCUGCAGGAAAUAAAAUGUAUAUUUUGCCUAAACGCAGCGCAAGCUUAAUUGCAAUAUAAAUUUGACCUCAAUGGAUAAAAUCAAAUGCUUCAAAAUCAGUAGCGUAGUGAUUCAUUUUUUUUUUU
Trichoplusia ni (cabbage looper) is the source of this 4636-nucleotide messenger RNA. RefSeq names its product forkhead box protein N3-like. Gene Ontology annotation, cellular component: nucleus. The record is from RefSeq and is a predicted model, not a curated record. The transcript has 8 exons. Gene Ontology annotation, molecular function: cis-regulatory region sequence-specific DNA binding; DNA-binding transcription factor activity. Gene Ontology annotation, biological process: regulation of DNA-templated transcription. The coding region runs from base 522 to 1697 and encodes 391 amino acids. Lineage: Eukaryota; Metazoa; Arthropoda; Insecta; Lepidoptera; Noctuidae.